UUAUUUUUUUUUUGUAAUGAAGUUUUGCAACAGACAUCUUUCUAUACAUAGACCACAGCCUGCUUCAAAGUGGCUUGGCCUUGCAUUGGGUCUGUCCCAUAACUCUAGAGUUGCUUGUUGUUUUCCCAAGUAUAAACAACAGAAUAAAACUAUCAUAACAAUGAAAUUCUGGUGUAUUUAGUACAUUUUCAAAAGUUUGUCAUAUGCAGGAGAACAUAUCCCUGAGAGAAUACUUGAUUUCUCCUUUAGUAGACACUUAUUCUUAUAGACUUACCUUUUUUGCGAAGAGAUUGGUCUCUUAUUGAGAGAACUUUUUGUGCUGGGUACAGUAAACCCGUCUGAAGGUCUGAGCAGAAGCUAGGGUAUGAGCCUUUUCAUGAUGCCGAAGUGCAUGGAAAUGAACUUAGCACUUACACAAACCUCUGAUUGCUCUUUGUAGAGUGAGAUGAUUCCCCCUCAGAUCCAAUUAUGCUUUAUAUCAGAGCAUUUCCAGGAAAAAAGAAAAAGUUGGUUUUUUCAAAUUGGGCCACCACUCAAGUAUUUUUGGGCAUAAACCUGAAAGCGAUCAUAGGGGAUAUUGUGUAUGAUUACAGUACAGACAAAACAACAGCUUUGGGUUACAUAUAAAAAUUUAAAACUACAUGCAGUCAUGUGCAUAGUACUAAUGUGUAAAGUAUACCAUUACAGAAAAAUGCCCCUGGUGGUGGUGUCGUGUCAGGAUCCAGGAUGAUGGACCAGAGCUUGUCUACUCUAGUGAAGGAGUAUUAUGAACAUGUGGAAGAAAUGCAAAAACAGCAGCAGCUUUAUUGGGUACAAAUGAGAGAGAUGAGACAAAAAAUUGAACGAGUCACUCGGGAAAAUGAAAGGCUGCAUGCAGAGUUGAAAGAGGCUUUUGAGAAGCAACUGGAUGCUCUUCCUGUCGUGUCUCUGGGAGCUGAUAUUCUUGCAGAUGAAUAUAUAGUGAAAAACCUUCAAGAACAACUAAAUCUGGCAAUUCAAGCAAAGGAGCAAGCAAUAGAGCUUUGGCAGACUGUAUUACAGGAGCACGAUCAACUCCAGCAGCAGUACCAGGAAUACCUGACUGAAACAGGGAUUCACAUGGUUGAAAGGCAAAAGCAUAAAGAUCAACUGACUGGCUUUCAGCGGUUGACUCAGCAACUGCAUAUAGCCAAUGAGAAAAAAGAAUCGAGUAAUCAACAGCUUCUGCAAAUUGUAAGAGAACAGAAUGAGGAACUACAGAACCUACAAAAACAACUGAGGCAAGCCAGAAUAGAUGGGCAGACAGCAAAUGCUAAGGUUGAUGAAAUGACCAAAUUGACAAAGAAGCUUCAAAGCCAAUUGGAGAGAAAGGAAGAAAACAUGGUGUUUUCCCGGCAAAUAGAAGAAGCAUUUAGCAGCCGCUUGUAUCAAAUGCAGACUAGGAUAAAACAACUAGAAACAAGAUUACGCAUUACUGUCGAAGAUGCUCAACUGCAGAGAAAAGAAAGAAUAGCCUGGGAGAAACAAAUCGUGGAACUUAAGAGAAAGACUGGUAAUCUAGAAAGGGAGAAGCAUGAUGCUGUUGCAAAAGUCCAAGAUUACAUACAGCUCUUAGAAGAAGCUAACCUACAAAAAAGUCGGGCACUCUCUGGGGAGAAACAAAAGGAAGAGGAUAUAAAAAAAAUGAAACAUGAAAUGUAUCAACUCACGGAAGAUAAUGCUGCAAGAAUUAGAAAGGCAGUAGACAUGGCAAAGAAGCAGUAUAAUGUGCAGAUUUCUCGACUAGAAGGAGAACUUUCAGCUCUUCAGAUGGAAUGUGGAGAAAAACAGGGUCAAAUUGAACGAGCUGUUAGAGAAAAGAGAGCAGUGGAAGCAGAACUUGAAAAGAUUUACAGGGAAGACAGAGGAUGUGAAUCUGACAACAGAAAACUAGAGCAGCUGCAUCAGAAGUACUUACUUGCAGAGACUACUAAAGGUGACCUUCAGCUCACUCUUCAGACAACACAAAAUAAACUGAAACAGCUGGAAAUGAACUUUGAGGAGGAGAAAUCCUGUUGUCAGGAAGUUAUCUCUAAUUUGCAAAGCACCUUGGAAUCGGAAAGAGAAAAGAGUGUCUCUGUCAGUGAAGAAAAUCUGAAGCUUCAGCAAGAGAAUGAACAGUUGCAAAAAGAAAUGGAGAACUUGAGAAAACAGGUCAGAGAGGCUCAACAAAAAGCUAAAAUAAAGAUAAGCACAAUGAAGCAUGAGCGUAUUGUGAAAGAACGUGGAUAUGAAGCUCGACUUAAGGAAAUGGAAGACACCAGUCAGAAGUCUACUGCUGAACUUACACAUCUGUUAUUAGCCCAGCAAAAAGCAACAAAUCAGUGGAAAGAAGAAACAAAAAAAAUUACUGAAACUACAGAAGCCAGGAUCAGUAAGCUAAAGCGAGAGCUAAGUCAACAAAAACUUCAUAGCCAGGAGCUCAUUUCUCAACUGGAAAUUGCAAAUGAAAAGGCAGCCAAGGAUGAAAAAUUAAUGAGGGAAUAUCGAGAAUACAUCAAUAGGCUUCAAAGGCAUCUGAGCCAGGCAGAACAGAGGGCAGCUACAGCAACUCAAAAGUUACAGCUCAGCCUGAUAACAACACAGAAGAAAAAAACUGCUUCCCUGAAGAAGGUGGAAGAUAUAUAAACACCUGUAUUGUUUGUUCACACCAUGUUGGAGCUUAAAGUCAUUCCCCGGCCUGUCUCUGCUCCAUGAGAAAGCUUGAGGCACCUUCUGCAGCCUGAGAUCUGCACUGAAGCCACUCUGAGUGAAGGCAUCAGCCGCCACUGGUGGAGACCCUCCACUGGAGCUGUGACCUUUGCUUUCCAACAAGUGCCCACCAUUCUGCCCUAAGGGUGAGGUAGGACGUGCACCCCGACCUGGGCAGGAGGCCUGUGGAAUGUCCCUCCUUCAAAGAGGCACCCAAAUGCAUAGCAAGGCUUGUAAAACUUAGAUAAACAUUUCCUAGUUUAUUUAGCUAAGAAAGGGGUGGAUCAA
This is a messenger RNA of Strigops habroptila (Kakapo), 2997 nucleotides long. It is a transcript of the gene SCLT1, whose product is annotated as sodium channel and clathrin linker 1. The transcript is spliced from 20 exons. Gene Ontology annotation, cellular component: centriole. NCBI's taxonomy places the organism in Eukaryota, Metazoa, Chordata, Aves, Psittaciformes, Psittacidae. Bases 727 to 2646 code for a protein of 639 amino acids. The record is from RefSeq and is a predicted model, not a curated record. Gene Ontology annotation, biological process: cilium assembly; clustering of voltage-gated sodium channels.